This is a messenger RNA of Gavialis gangeticus (Gharial), 3097 nucleotides long. It is a transcript of the gene CLPTM1L, whose product is annotated as CLPTM1 like. Bases 50 to 1657 code for a protein of 535 amino acids. The record is from RefSeq and is a predicted model, not a curated record. The transcript is spliced from 17 exons. Gene Ontology annotation, cellular component: membrane; endomembrane system. NCBI's taxonomy places the organism in Eukaryota, Metazoa, Chordata, Crocodylia, Gavialidae.
GGCUGAGCGGGGGGCGGGACGGGGACUGGGACGGGACACCGGCGGGGCCAUGCUGAGCCGGAGCAAGUUCACCAGCUUGGUGGUGGGGGUGUUCGCGGUGUACGUGGUGCACACGUGCUGGGUCAUGUAUGGCAUCGUCUACACCCGGCCCUGCCCCGCCGCCGCCGCCGCCUGCAUCUGGCCGUACCUGGCGCGGCGGCCCAAGCUGCAGCUGAGUGUGUAUACCACUACACGGUCAAACAUUGGUGCUGAGAGUAAUAUAGAUCUUGUUUUGAACGUGGAGGAUUUUGAUCUUGAAUCCAAAUUUGAAAGAACAGUCAAUGUCUCUGUACCAAAGAAAACUCGAAAUAAUGGCACAUUGUAUGCAUAUAUAUUUCUUCACCAUGCGGGCAUUCUGCCUUGGCACGAUGGCAAACAAGUGCAUAUAGUAAGCCCUCUAACCACAUAUAUGGUUCCUAAACCAGAAGAAAUUAACCUUCUCACUGGAGAAUCUGCAACCGAGCAAAUUGAAGCAGAAAAACAGACCAAUGCCUUAGAUGAGCCUGUCUCACAUUGGAGAUCAAGAUUAACAUUGAAUGUGAUGGUUGAUGACUUUGUUUUUGAUGGAGCCUCUCUUCCAGCUGACGUUCAGCGAUAUAUGAAGAUGGUUCAGUUGGGGAAAACCGUGCAUUACCUUCCAAUAUUAUUUAUUGAUCAACUAAGCAACAGAGUGAAAGAUUUAAUGAUAAUAAACCGGUCAACGACAGAGCUACCUCUUACAGUGUCAUAUGAUAAAAUAUCCCUUGGGAAGCUCCGAUUUUGGAUCCACAUGCAAGAUGCUGUGUAUUCUCUGCAACAAUUUGGCUUUUCAGAAAAGGAUGCAGAUGAAGUGAAAGGAAUUUUUGUGGAUACUAACCUGUACUUUCUGGCUCUGACAUUUUUUGUAGCAGCAUUUCAUCUUCUUUUUGAUUUCCUGGCAUUCAAGAAUGACAUCAGCUUCUGGAAGAAAAAGAAGAGCAUGAUUGGAAUGUCAACAAAAGCAGUGCUUUGGCGAUGCUUCAGUACUGUAGUGAUAUUUCUGUUCCUCUUGGAUGAACAAACAAGUUUAUUGGUGCUGAUUCCAGCAGGUAUUGGUGCAGUGAUUGAGCUCUGGAAAGUGAAGAAAGCACUGAAAAUGACCAUUAAAUGGAAAGGCAUAAGACCAACAUUUCAGUUUGGUAAAUACAGUGAAUCUGAAAAGAAAACAGAAGAAUAUGAUACCCAGGCUAUGAAAUACUUGUCCUAUUUAUUGUAUCCACUGUGUAUUGGUGGCGCAGUUUAUUCACUGUUGAAUGUCAAAUAUAAAAGCUGGUAUUCCUGGUUGAUUAACAGCUUUGUCAAUGGGGUAUACGCUUUUGGAUUCCUGUUUAUGUUGCCCCAGCUAUUUGUAAAUUAUAAGAUGAAAUCAGUUGCACAUUUACCAUGGAAGGCAUUCACAUAUAAAGCAUUCAAUACCUUCAUUGAUGAUAUCUUUGCUUUUAUCAUCACUAUGCCAACAUCUCAUAGACUGGCAUGUUUUCGAGAUGAUGUUGUGUUCCUGGUCUACCUUUACCAAAGAUGGCUUUAUCCCGUGGAUAAGAGCAGAAUGAAUGAAUAUGGAGAAAGUUAUGAAGAAAAGCCGAAAAUCCACAGAGAAUAAUUAACAUAAUUCUAGACGGUUCUUUCCUUGGACUGCUACUGGCUACUUGUAUUAUGUGGUUUGAAGGAAGAAAUAAGAUUGGAUUGCGAAACAAGAGUAUUUUAAAGUUAUGACAGGACUUCAUGGACAAUACAUCUUCUACAUUGCCAAAAUCUAUUUUUGAUGAUUCUCCAACAUUUCGAAGUUCGCUUUGUUGAUUCCUUGAAGAAGGCUAUCAGCGUGUCUGCCAGAUGUCACUCAAUAGCUAGACUUCUAAACUUUUCCAUGACACUUAAAUAUUAAUUUGUCUUUGUUGUUGUAAUGACUCUCUAAAUGUGUCUUUUGAAACAGCUCAGUAACUGGAAGUGUGAUGCCUGCACUGACAAGGGGAUGUUAAGCCAUGAAAACUACAGUAAGCCAGUGGUUAGGUUACAACAGUUAAAUGUCACUGCAGAACCACAUACACAUCCAAGUGUGCCACACAAAGCCAUGUUCAGCUGACACAGGAUAUGGAAGGUUUGAAGCUGACUGACUUAAGUUAUAUGUAGGCUUUAAAACAAGCUCACUGUUUCAAAUAUUCUUCCUGGAUGGAAGGGGCAAAUAACCCAAAUGAACAAAAUAUAUGACAAAUAUUUGCCAGGCUUUAAGCCCAUAAUAGGACUUAUAUCUUUAUUUUUAAAAGGCAGAGGCUUUUCAGUAAGACAAAGGAAAAAAAAUCCAAAAAUUCAUGAGCAUGUGCAGCAAGUGAUUUAUUUUUAGUACAUAUCUAAUGUUGCCUCAACCCUUCUUGCAUUUGCUAGCGCAAUACCCUGCAAUUUCCCAUCAAUAUAGGUUUUUAUAUUGGCACGUGAGCCAUUGUGGUAUACCUCUUGUCUACAUACAUGUUUGCAUGAUAGACACUGUUGUGAUCUAUUGUGCCAGUUCUCUUUCAUGAGAAAUGUUUUCUUGGUUCUCUCGAUUUCCAUAACAUUAACAUGGAAAAAUAAAGCAUAAUGCAUUCAAAUAAUGGGAAGGUACUUUGUUUGACCCAGUAGAUGCUCAGAAAAUCAGUGCAUAAAAUCAUCUUUUAAAAAUGUGCCUGUUAAGUUAAACUGUUUACUAAAGCACAUACUUCCAGUAGCAGCAAUGUUGCUUAAAAGGCGGUUUCUCUCUAGCUGUCUAUCAUGUUAUCAAUUUGGGUAUGUGUUAAUCAGAUUUCAAUUCAGCACUUUAGAGAAUGUUUAGAUUGUGCUGAAAAGAAUGUACAUUCAAACUGCAGAAAAAACGUAUGUAUUUAGAGCCCCUAUUUAUAUGGUUUUAUGAAGCAAAUUUCCAUUUCAUUGGCUAUCCUUGAAAAGACACGUUGCUUCAUUAGUGGCAAAUAAAAUGUCUGAUUCUGACAACCAGGUUCAUUCCUUGGCAAUGCCUUUUGUUUUAAAGAUAAUUUGGCAACUUUUAAUGAACUUAGAUUUUAUUUCUCCA